This is a messenger RNA of Umbelopsis ramanniana AG, 1192 nucleotides long. RefSeq lists its product as uncharacterized. Gene Ontology annotation, molecular function: oxidoreductase activity. Lineage: Eukaryota; Fungi; Mucoromycota; Umbelopsidomycetes; Umbelopsidales; Umbelopsidaceae. The transcript is spliced from 5 exons. Bases 315 to 1094 code for a protein of 259 amino acids. The record is from RefSeq and is a predicted model, not a curated record.
GCUAUUUGGUUUGUCACUGCAACAAUAUACAAAAGACAACGAUGGCAGCUUCUGGACAUAGUAACGCACAAUGAUGUUUUGUCAAGCAAGGUUUGUCGUGCUACUUACACUUCACUGCUUCGUUCUUUAAAUUUUUUCACGCUUGUACGAUGCUUAUGUGAAUGCACUUUCACUCAGCUUGCCUCUAAAACACCGUCCUUGUGUUGCCCAUUUUCAGUGCACAAAAACAUAAAGGAAAUCUGAAAAUUCCCAGCGGCGCCUCGCAUCUUGAACCCUUUUCCUGUCUUGUCUUUAUCACACGAAAAACGAGCAACAUGAAGAUCUCUGGAAAUACCUUUAUCGUAACAGGAGGCGCUAGCGGACUGGGCGAAGCUGCCGUUAGAAAGCUUGUGAAGGAGGGAGGCAACGCAGUGAUUAUCGAUGUCAACGUUGAUGGUGCUGAGAAGAUUGCUCAAGAACUCGGUACUGACCGAGUGCUCGCUCCUGGAAAAGUGGAUGUUACUGAAGAGGAACCAGUAAAGAAGGCUUUAGAGUUGGCUUUAGAGCAGUUUGGAUCUUUGGCCGGUGCAGUCAUAUGCCAUGGUGUUCUCGGUGCUCCACCGUCCGUAACUGGUUACGGACCUGGCAACGCUCUCACCAGCUAUGAACAGAUGAAGUUUGUGGCCGGCAUCAACUUCCUUGGCGUAUACAAUGUCGCUCAAAAAGUAGCUGAAAUUCUCAUUAAGCAAGAGCCUUUGGCUGAAGAUGGUGAACGCGGUGCAAUCAUUCUGAUCUCAUCCAUAGCGGGCUUGGAUGGAAGUCUCGUAUCAUAUGGAACUACAAAAUCUGCGGUUGCUGGAAUGAUUCUUCCAUUCGCUCGUGAAGUAGCACCGUUUGGAGUCCGCGUCAUGGGUAUUGCACCAGGUGUCUUCCAGACUCCUAUGACACAGGUCCUAACUGAUAACCAAGACGCAGCCAACUCUCUUCUGCAAAUGUUCCCUAGAAGAAUGGGUCAGCCUCUGGAGUUUGCUGACUUGGUCGCUUUCAUCUUUGAAACACCAAUGCUCAACGGCAGUCUUAUUCGAAUUGAUGCAGGCGUUAGACUUCAGGUGUAAAGUGAAGAACUAGUCUUAUUGAGAAAGUGAUCAAAGUAUUCAUGACGGGGGCUGAGUUGAGCUCCAAAAAUAAACAGUACAUUGCAUAAAUCAGUUCA